Messenger RNA from Ilex paraguariensis (yerba mate), 1369 nucleotides. NCBI's taxonomy places the organism in Eukaryota, Viridiplantae, Streptophyta, Magnoliopsida, Aquifoliales, Aquifoliaceae. The record is from the annotation of a GenBank genome assembly.
GCCCCCAACCCCCAUUCUUUCUUCUUUCUAUAUAAUCCCCGUUACUCCCUCACCAUCAUCCCCAAUCUGCUACCCUGCAGACCCUCUCUCUCUCUCUGGAAAAGCCACUACUCCAACGUACCACCAGCUUUAGCACUGUCUGCUUUCUCGACAACUUGGGUUGAAGAGAAAAAGAAAAAGGACGUCAAAAAAGAAGGAAAGCAAAGAGUUAGGAAAAGAUGGUGGUUGAGAAAGAGGACCUGGGUUUGAGUUUGAGCUUAAGCUUUCCUGAGAAACGGAGUAGUAGUACUUCACUACGGUUGAAUCUGAUGCCUUCGCUAGUUUCAUCUCCUACAUCUCCUUCGCCUUUCAAUCUUCUUCACAAAACCUCUUGGAACGAAACCUUCCCCUCCUCAGUUGUUUACCUACAUGCAGAUCGAAACUCGGAGACUUGCAGAGUGGAGACCAGAUCGUUUCUCAAGGGGAUCGACGUGAACCGGUCGCCUUCCACAGCCGACGACGCCGAGGAAGAAGCCGGCGUGUCGUCGCCGAACAGCACGAUAUCGAGCUCUAGCGGGAAGAGGAGCGAGAGAGAGUGCAACGGCGGAGGCGACGAUCAAGAGAUAGAGAGAGCUUCCUCUCGAGGCAUCAGCGACGAGGAAGACGGUGAUGGUUCGAGGAAGAAGCUCCGGUUGUCGAAAGACCAGUCGGCGGUUCUCGAAGAGAGUUUCAAAGAACACAACACUCUCAACCCUAAGCAGAAGGUGGCUUUGGCCAAGAGAUUGGGACUCAGGCCUCGUCAGGUGGAAGUGUGGUUUCAGAACAGGAGGGCAAGGACAAAGUUGAAGCAAACUGAGGUUGACUGUGAGUUCUUGAAGAGGUGCUGUGAGAAUCUGACGGAGGAGAACCGGAGGUUACAGAAGGAAGUGCAGGAGCUGAGGGCACUCAAACUGUCCCCACAGUUCUACAUGCAGAUGACCCCUCCCACCACCCUCACCAUGUGCCCCUCAUGUGAGCGUGUCGCCGUCCCCCCAUCCGCAUCACCAUCGGCUCCGAUGGCAAAACAGGUCGAGCCUAGGCCCUGUCAAGUGGGUCCCAUCCAUCCUCGGCCCAUUCCCUUUAAUCCUUGGUCCAACACUCCCGUCCCUCACCGGACAUUCGAUGCUCUCCAUCCUCGAUCGUAAUAAGUUAUCGGUAGAAGGGUGGAAUGGUCAUUUUGAAUUAUCAUCCUUAUCUUAGAAAUCCUUGUGGAAUAUGUUUGUACGGAGGAAUUGAAAAUUGUAGUAGCGUACCAUAUUGUUAUGUGUACAUUUGACACUAUGAGGUGUAAGAUAUGGUGGUUGGAAUUAUGAUAUAUGGUGGGAUCUAUUUGUUUUGUUCUAUUUUGUCC